ACCCCUCCGCCGUCGGUCGCUCGCCUCCCAGCCUCGCCGCGGCGGCCGGAGAGAGCGCACCAGCGACCGAUGUUGGAUAUGCAGGCGGGCGUCGUGCACCUCACCUCACCUCACCUCUACGACGACCCGGACCGGCCGCCUCCGCCCGACCCUCCUCGACCCCCACUUGGACGCCGGCAGGAAGCGGCGCAGUCGCCGGAGGUGAAGAAGCUCGUCCACCUCUAGCUCCUCCACUACGCCGACAAGUGAAGUAAGCCGCCUCAUCUUGAAUCUUGGUCAACUAGUUUUCUUUCUUUCUCUAGUUGACAUGUGCUACAACAAGGAUGCAAUUUCUUCUGUAAGUAACAGUAGUAAUUAGUUGGUCAUGCUGUAGAAAUUUCCUCGCUAUUGCAGCGGUCACUGCCUAAUCUGCUGCUUCAGACUCGAUCCGUACGGUCAUGCUACUGCAUAACUCUGAAUCUUGGUCAACUAGUUGGAUUUCGAAUAGCAUAAUUACUUUCUGCAGUUGACAUGUAGAAAUUUGGUCGCUACUGCCGCGGGCGACGAAAUGAUCCCCUAAACAUCUUUAGUUGCGUUCCUAGACCAUUGAAGCAAAUAUUGUGGGCUGGUUAGUAAAAUGAUUUUUAAAAGUUGAAUCUGAAGACCACCCUUGAAUAUGUCAAUACCAUGAUCAUUCAGGCUAUUGCCUUGCUGGCUGACCUUUUUUACAGUUAGUAUUGCUUGUACUCUGUUUCUUCAUAUCAAUGAAAGAUAGACAAAACUUUUUCGUAUUCGCGAAAUAAAAAGAGCUCACUGUCAUAGUGAAAGAUACCUAAAAUGUCAUUUUCCUGUUAAGCUUGGUGGAAAACUCAUGAUUGACUUGAGCAUGGCCCACAGCAGCUUUUGUGGAAGCCUCAUGGUUGACCUGACCAAAUUCCGUGGCCACGUAGUGGAAGCCUCAUGACUGACUUGGACACUUGGUGGAAAGCAUCACUCAAAGUCCUCCUUGGUGUGCGCUGCCGACUAGCACGCAGUUUUCAUGGUAUACUGCCUGCCUUGUAUUAUGCAGAGAGGUAGUGGCCCCAAUCUGAAUUGGGCCACUGCUGUCCUAGUCUAAAUUUGAUUGGUCCCAAAUGGAUCGUAGUGACAUUCCGCAUAAUCCAAAUUUGGUUGGUCCCAGUCUACAUAUACAUCCUCUUCCUUUGAACAGCAGAGCAGAGCACAUUUCACAUUCACACUUUUCGAAUUGGGCCACUGCUGUCCUAAUCCGAAUUUGGUUGGUCCCAAAUGGAUCGUAGUGACAUUACGCGUGAGACAGUCAGCUGAGCAUAUUAUUGAUUCCUGUUCCAGUCUAUAUAUACAUUCUUUUCUUCCUUCUUCGAAUAGCAGAGCAGAGCAGAGCACAUUAUUCACACUCUUUCCCAUGCCUCCCCUCUACAUAUUAGCUCUUGGGCUUCUCCUCUUACACACUCCUCGCUGCUCCUCGUCUGCACCUGCUGGUGAUACCCUCACUGAAGGCCAAGUGCUUGCCGUCGGCGACAAGCUCGUCUCGACGAACGGCAAGUUCGCGCUCGGCUUCUUCCAGCCUGCAACGACCACCAUUAGUAAGUCUCAGAACGCCACCAGCUCCAGCUCCAGCUGGUACCUUGGCAUAUGGUUCAAUAAGAUCCCGGUUUUUACUGUCGUGUGGGUUGCUAAUCGGGAGGAGCCCAUCGCCCAUUCCAACAUCAACUCAACAAAGCUCAAGUUCUCAAGUGACGGCAAUCUUGUCAUUGUCACAAACCGUGCUGAUGCCGUCACUGAAUCCCUUGUUUGGUCCACUCAUAUUGUCAAUAGGACACAAGCCAGUAGCAUAAACACCACCACCUCUAGUGCCGUUGUUCUCUUGAACAGUGGAAACCUUGCCCUACUCACAAAUAGCAAAGUGAUGUUGUGGCAGAGCUUCGACUACCCAACAGAUAUCGCGCUUUCUGGCGCCAAGCUUGGCUGGAACAAGGUCACUGGUUUCAGUCGCAAGUUCAUAUCAAAGAAGAGCCUCAUUGAUAUGGGUCUUGGCUCAUACAGCCUAGAACUAGACACCAGCGGCGUCGCCGUCCUCAAGCGCCGCAACAAUCCCUCUGUAGUCUAUUGGCAUUGGGCAUCCUCCAAAACAUCAUCACUGAGUGUUUUACCAACACUAAAGACAAUUAUAGAUUUGGAUCCACGCACCAAAGGCUUGAUGAACCCAAUAUAUGUCGACAACGAGCAAGAGGAGUACUACAUGUACACAUCACCGGAGGAAUCAUCGUCUUCCCUCUUUGUCUCACUAGACAUCUCUGGUCAGGUCAAGCUGAAUGUUUGGUCGCAAGCCGACCAGUCUUGGCAAACCAUAUGUGCUGAGCCUGCCGAUGCCUGCACUCCAGCUGCUACCUGCGGACCUUUCACAGUCUGCAAUGGCAAUGCUCAGCCAUCCUGUGACUGUAUGGAGAGCUUCUCUCAGAAGUCACCACAGGAUUGGGAGUUUGAGGAUCGAACAGGAGGCUGCAUCAGAAAAACACCUUUGCAUUGCAGCACUAGUGGUAACAACAAAAACAUGACAAGUUCAACAGACAUAUUCCACCCCAUUUCUCAAGUUGUGUUACCCUACAACCCACAAAGCAUAGAUGUUGCUACCACUCAGAGCAAAUGCGAAGAAGCUUGUCUCAGUUCCUGCUCCUGCACUGCUUAUUCCUAUAACAAUAGCAGAUGCUCUGUCUGGCAUGGUGAAUUGCUCAGUGUAAAUCUGAAUGAUGGCAUUGACAAUAAUUCUAAAGAUGCCCUUUACCUCCGUCUUGCCGCGGCUGCAAAGUUUGAAAAGAAGAAGAAUCAAACAAACAUAAGAGUUGUAACUGUUGCAAGCAUUAUUGGUUUUGGAUUAUUGCUAAUGCUCGUGCUGCUGUUACUGAUUUGGAAGAACAAAUUCAAACCAUUAUACAACAAUCAAGGUACUGGUGGUGGGAUAAUAGCCUUUAGAUACACUGAUUUAGUUCGUGCUACUAAAAACUUCUCAGAGAAACUGGGAGGAGGUGGUUUUGGUUCUGUAUACAAAGGAGUCUUAAGCGACUCGACUAGUAUAGCAGUGAAAAGGCUUGAUGGUGCCCGUCAAGGAGAGAAGCAAUUCAGGGCUGAGGUGAGCUCAAUUGGACUGAUCCAGCAUAUUAACAUAGUAAAAUUGAUCGGUUUCUGCUGCGAAGGUGAUCACAGGUUACUUGUGUAUGAACACAUGUUAAAUGGUUCUCUUGAUGGUCAUCUAUUUGGGAAGAGAAACAUUGCUGUUGCUGUCCUAAAUUGGAACACCAGAUAUCAAAUAGCCCUAGGAGUUGCCAAAGGAUUGUCCUACUUGCAUCAGGGUUGUCACAAAUGCAUCAUACAUUGCGACAUUAAGCCAGGAAACAUACUUGUGGAUCCAUCUUUUGUUCCUAAAAUUGCAGACUUUGGGUUGGCAGCGUUUGUGGGAAGGGAUUUUAGCCGAGUUCUGACAACAUUCAGAGGAACUGCUGGUUAUCUUGCCCCAGAGUGGCUUAGCGGAGUUGCAAUCACACCGAGAAUUGACGUUUAUGGCUUUGGCAUGGUACUUCUGGAAAUCAUUUCAGGAAGGAGGAAUUCCUCACUUGAAACAUCAUACAACACUAGUGGCAGUAGCAGUUGCCAGAAUGUUGAAUAUUUCCCUGUGCAAGCCAUCAGCAAGCUUCACAGCGGAGAUGUGAAGAGUUUGGUGGAUCCACAAUUGCAUGGGGAUUUCAAUUUGGAAGAGGCUGAAAGAGUUUGCAAAGUUGCAUGCUGGUGCAUCCAAGAUAAUGAGUUUGAUCGGCCGCCUAUGGUUGAAGUGGUCCGGGUUCUUGAGGGUCUGCAAAAGAUUGAUAUGCCCCCGAUGCCAAGACUACUUGCAGCUCUAAUGGUCUAACGGAACUGUCUGAA
Triticum aestivum (bread wheat) is the source of this 3915-nucleotide messenger RNA. Its product is annotated as G-type lectin S-receptor-like serine/threonine-protein kinase At2g19130. The record is from RefSeq and is a predicted model, not a curated record. Gene Ontology annotation, molecular function: protein serine/threonine kinase activity; ATP binding. Bases 1403 to 3901 code for a protein of 832 amino acids. The transcript is spliced from 2 exons. Gene Ontology annotation, biological process: recognition of pollen; protein phosphorylation. NCBI's taxonomy places the organism in Eukaryota, Viridiplantae, Streptophyta, Magnoliopsida, Poales, Poaceae.